AUGUACUCCAGUUUAUCCGAAGUAUCCCAAUGGUGUAAGACCGUCGACUAUUUGGGAAAAAGGAGGAAAAUCACUCUGAUCUCUGAUUUCGGAGAAAUAAGUGGCUCACGAGGAAUGGAGAGACAGAUUCUCUAUUUGAUCUCGAAGUCCUCAUAUAACACUUCUUCCAGUCGGAUCACUUGUUGGAAAAACAUAAUGCUCACACAUGUUCCACACGGGCAAGGAAGCAUAAUAUUAUGUUGA
Triticum turgidum subsp. durum (durum wheat) is the source of this 243-nucleotide messenger RNA. The record is from the annotation of a GenBank genome assembly. Lineage: Eukaryota; Viridiplantae; Streptophyta; Magnoliopsida; Poales; Poaceae.